AUGGGUAACGAAGAGGCUGACUUAUUAGCCCGACAAGCAGCUUACGAAGGGAUUGAAUAUGCAUGUUUGCCGUUACACUCAGAUUGGCUUAAUAGCUUAAAAACACUCUGUAGAUCCAAAUGGCGCGAGUACUUUGAUGAGCGUUCGCGAUUGAAAGGUAUUUGGUAUAAAACAGUACAGUCUGAGCCACUUCGUUACCCAUGGUUCGAGGAGAAUAAGAUGGACAGAAAACAUAUAGUGGCUUUGUUGAGAAUGCGUACUGGUCACAUUCCAUCCAACAAGUUCAUACAUUUAAUGGGAAAAACUGAUUCUCCAAAUUGUCCAGUUUGUGAUGUCAUUGACGAUGUUUAUCAUGUGUUGAUGGAAUGUGACCGGAACGUGUCGGAGAGACAAGUGCUAGGCUGGGGAUCAGAUGUAGGAGCUUGCAACAGCGCCUUGGCCUCUCCCUUUUCGGAGGAUGCUAUGGUGCUGUGCAGGAUAGACAAAAUCAAGAGCACCGUUCAAAAUUUCUUGGAUUGCGAUUUUCAAGUGACACCAAACACAAGAUAUGCCAAAAACCUACGUAAGAAUUUAAGAGUGGUAAAGAAACGGUCGCUUAUAAUCUGGACUACGUUCGCGACUAACGGUUUAGCUUACCUUGUUUUACCACUGGUGAGGCCUGGAAGACAUUUCACUAUAGAUUUUUUUUUACUUUAUGGUCUGGAGCCAAUGACCGAAACCCCAAACUAUGAAAUAGCUACCAUCAUUUUUACUAUCACUUCUGGCUUUGCGGUCUACUCCAUGGUCAGCAUCGCAAUAUACGUCUUAGUCAUUGUAGGUUACAAUGAAGCACAGAUGUACGCACUUAGUGAAGAAUUAAGAAACGUCUGGGAUGAUAGUCAAAAUUUCUACAAUAAGAUCAAACACAGGAUAAGUGACAAAAGACAUGUCAUAUUGAUGAAACAACGGGUAACCAAUGAAUUCGUUAGAGUACGUCUACGAGAUGUGACAAAAUUCCACAUUGCAAAUAUUAAUCUUUUAUCUGAAUUUAAUCAAGAAUUCAGAGUUACAUUAGCUCUAGAGUAUACUCUCUUAGCUAUUGCUAUAAUAGCGGAACUGCUUGGUGGUCUAGAACAUACUUAUCUUGCGCUGCCGUAUACAAUUGUUAAAAUGCUGAUGGACUGUCUUGCUGGUCAGCGAGUGAUAGACGCAAGUGAUGAUUUUGAGAAAUCAGUGUACUCUUGUCGGUGGGAAAAUUUUAACACAAGCAAUCAAAGGACUGUAUUGUUAAUGCUGGUUAUGUCACAGAGAACUAUGAUACUGUCGGCCGGUGGAUUCGCUACACUGAAUUACAGUUUCUUGAUGGCCAUACUAAAAUCAAGUUAUUCGACAUAUACAACAUUGGAAUCAACUGUGAAGAAUCAUGCUUAAGAAAAACGGAAAUUAUUCAAACACUGUUUUCUACGUUGAUGUACUUAACUGUCUGAUAUUUUUUUUUUCUAAAUAUUGUGUUAUUAAGUAAUUAUAUUUAUUAUAUUGAGUAAUUUAAUUCAAACUUAAUAAUAACAUUGAAAGUAUGUUGCAGUUGUGAAUAAGAAACGAUAUUUAACCCAUGUUAAUAUUGACAACAGUUAGCAUAAGAUUUAAGGUUAGCAAAAUUAAUAUAAACAUUUAUUUAAGUAAUAAA
Messenger RNA from Melitaea cinxia (Glanville fritillary), 1666 nucleotides. RefSeq lists its product as uncharacterized. The coding region runs from base 1 to 1410 and encodes 469 amino acids. NCBI's taxonomy places the organism in Eukaryota, Metazoa, Arthropoda, Insecta, Lepidoptera, Nymphalidae. Gene Ontology annotation, biological process: sensory perception of smell; detection of chemical stimulus involved in sensory perception of smell. The transcript has 3 exons. The record is from RefSeq and is a predicted model, not a curated record. Gene Ontology annotation, cellular component: plasma membrane. Gene Ontology annotation, molecular function: odorant binding; olfactory receptor activity.